Molecule: messenger RNA, 666 nt
Organism: Mucor velutinosus
Lineage: Eukaryota; Fungi; Mucoromycota; Mucoromycetes; Mucorales; Mucoraceae
Exons: 1
Coding region: 1-666 (221 amino acids)
Source: RefSeq, a predicted model, not a curated record
AUGCUGAAGCCUACCAAACGGUUUGUAGAGAACGUAAAGUCCUGUGUUUAUCAAUUUGUCUGGAAGAAGAAGCGGCCAUUACUACGCAAAGAACUUAUAUUCCUACCCAAGUCCAGAGGUGGUCUUGCUGUUCUCAACCCUUCUCUUCAACAAUUGAUCCUCCAAAAACGCUGGCUCAAUUGCCUCGUUGAACCGCAGAAAUAUCCGUCCUUCUUGCGUCCCUUCAUGCUCUAUCACGUAUCACUGCUACCAGCGUCAUCAGAGUUUCCUUACUUGGCCUUCGUAGAUGCUGAAUACCGCAAGUCCUACCUGAUACACAAGGAUCUUUCUAUUUGGCAUUCUAUCUUCGCCAUGUAUGACUAUUUUGAUUUCAGUGGACUUCAACACGUGGAUUUCCUUCCGGUCCAGACCAUCCUGCAAUUGCCUUUGCACAAGCUUCUCAUAGGCCUCAGCGAUGAUCACUGGUUCCAGCGUCAUCCCAAAUUUCCAGCAAACAAGUUUCUGAUCUUUGAUAGCCAACAACAAAGGCUGCGGCUUCGUGUUGCUUCUGAAUAUUCACGCUACUCGCUUCUUUGCGCCUCGCUUUAUCAAGAUAUUCUCAUGCUCAAAACCGUCAAACUGAUUCCUGGGGUGUGGCCUCACAAUACUACGCCAAGUAUCCUUUGA